AAGGCAAUAGAGGUUUGUGUGGCUUGGCUUGCACAAUUUCUCUCACAUAUAAACUUCAUUUUUCUUGGAGAUCUCUUGUUUCAGGUCUCUUUGUCUCCGGAUUCACAGCUUUUUCUCCCGAUUUGAGCACAGCUUAAUUCAGAUAAUAUUUCUUAUUUGCUUGUUGGUUACCUGUGUUCUACUUCGGACAGCCAAGUUUCAUGUCUGAAUUCAACGUGCAGAUUCCAUCUGCUUUUGACCCAUUUGCUGAUGCAAAUGCUGAGGACUCAGGAGCUGGGUCAAAAGAGUAUGUUCACGUGCGCAUUCAGCAACGCAACGGGAGAAAAAGCCUGACAACUGUCCAAGGAUUGAAGAAGGAGUUUAGUUAUAACAAGAUACUCAAGGAUCUGAAGAAGGAAUUUUGCUGUAAUGGCACAGUUGUGCAAGAUCCUGAGCUAGGCCAGGUUAUACAACUUCAGGGAGACCAAAGAAAGAAUGUGUCUACCUUCCUUGUGCAGGCUGGCAUUGUGAAGAAGGAGAACAUCAAGAUUCACGGUUUCUAAAAAGCAGCACGAUCGAGUUCUAUUUCUGUUUACAGCAGCUUAACUGGUAGUAGUGGACAUUAUAUACCUAUCUUCUUUAGAACUUGAAGUGAGUGCCUGUUACAUUACAACUCUUGAUCCAUGUACGUUAGCUUUGCUUUGUUAUGCAGACGAAGUUAUGGAUCAUUGGUCCCUUUAAAUUAAAUGACAUGUUGUCUGUUUUCUUGUCACGCGACGUUCGACCUAUCUUUUUCUUGAAUGUGAUUGGCUGGAUGUUAACCAGCACUAGAUAUA
Molecule: messenger RNA, 815 nt
Organism: Cucurbita pepo subsp. pepo (vegetable marrow)
Lineage: Eukaryota; Viridiplantae; Streptophyta; Magnoliopsida; Cucurbitales; Cucurbitaceae
Product: protein translation factor SUI1 homolog
Biological process (GO): translational initiation
Molecular function (GO): translation initiation factor activity
Source: RefSeq, a predicted model, not a curated record